Physcomitrium patens is the source of this 2745-nucleotide messenger RNA. RefSeq lists its product as uncharacterized. Gene Ontology annotation, cellular component: cytoplasm. The record is from RefSeq and is a predicted model, not a curated record. Lineage: Eukaryota; Viridiplantae; Streptophyta; Bryopsida; Funariales; Funariaceae.
CGAGCUGCGCGGUCAAAUUCCGCAACCCCACAAAACCUCUUGUUCCCUGCUACUGUUACUUACUGUUCCUCCCCUCACUUCUCGUUGAUGAAUUCCAUAACGUGCCGUGGACACCGCCUCCUCCUCCCUCCCUCCUCCUUCGUCACCCUCCUCGUAGUUUUGGCUUUGCCUACUUUGGCUGCACAAACCCAAACCCAUCACACACUUGUGUGUGUGUGUGUGUUUGGUUGCCACUGCCGGGAGAGCAAGUGCGGCGAGUGAGGGUAUGAAUUGAUUGAGGAGGAGGUGAGUUGUGGUGGGACAUUGGUGGUGCAACAGAAGUGCGUGUGAGAAACAGCUCCUACACCUUCCCAACAAACAUCUUCUUCAAAUCACGACCACGUGGGUGGCAAGUCUAGUUUUCAACUUUGAGAGUAUCAACAUAUUACGUUUGAAACCGUUCAGUGAGAGAGUUGAAGUUCUCAUGCAUAGAGAAGACCAACUGAUGGAGCAUGCAGGUUAUUAAUGUGGAUUUAAUACCAUGGGGAAUAAGAUUACUCGCAGACGUCAUGUGAUUGACGAGCGUUAUACUCGUCCCCAGGGUUUGUACCCUCAUCGUGAUGUAGAUCAAAGAAAGCUUCGCCGCCUCAUUCUCGAGUCCAAGCUCGCUCCCUGUUUCCCUGGCGAAGAGGAGUCUGCUACGGACCUCGAAGAAUGCCCAAUCUGCUUCCUGCAUUAUCCGAGUUUGAAUAGAUCCAAGUGUUGCACGAAAGGAAUAUGCACCGAGUGUUUCUUGCAGAUGAAGUCUCCGCAUACUGCCCGGCCAACACAGUGCCCGUUCUGUAAGACUCCCCAAUAUGCCGUUGAGUACCGAGGAGCCAAGACGCUGGAGGAAAAGGGCAUGGAGCAGGCGGAGGAGCAAAAGGUCAUAGAGGCAAAAAUUCGAAUGCGUCGACAGGAGCUUCUAGACGAUGAAGAGCGCGUGCAACGUAGGAAAGAAAACAUCCGUGCGGGUCGAACCAGACAGCCGACUCCUCGAGCUCAACCCGACACUGAUCACGAGAUUGCGAGUGCUUCAAUAGAUGAAAUUGAUUUUCUGAAUUGGUCGUCUGCCAGGGGUAAUUCUGAUCGUCGGCCACAGGUCCUUGGAACAUCUGCCCCCCUUGAGAGGAAUGGCUCACGACUACAUCACUAUUCCAUGUGGGAUGAAGAUUAUCAGAACGUACUGGGUUUUGAUGCAUAUGAACCACUUGAAGAACCAGCGGCACCAAUGUCAUCAGAUGCCAUGACUGUACUAAACCGCUAUCGAACUGGCUCGGCCCCAUCUGGUGCAACCAGAGCACUGCGUAGGGAUGAUGAGCUUGAUCUUGACCUCGAGGAAAUUAUGGUAAUGGAGGCAAUAUUAUGGCUUUCUAUUCAGGAGGAAUUUACUCGGCAGAGAUUUUCGGAUGGAGAAGCCACUCGAUCUGUGCCGAAUAUACCAACGGUAUUGGUAACAGAGAACAAUCUCGGCUCCGAGGCAGAUGUCUUUACUGUCAUUCUACCUCCUCCUGCCCCACCAGUACUCGAAUCAGAAUCUCUGGACCAGCAUUCUGGAAGACAAGGCACAUCGGCGGUGGGUCUAGCAGGUUCUAUUGCUGCGCUGGCAGAACAGCAGGCUGUUUCCCCUAACACAUCAACUUCUUCUCAGCCAGUGGCAUCGGGUGUUCUUCCACCUUUAUAUGCAGACAGCCAAGGAGUAGCUGAGAUCUCAAAUGCUAUUAAUGACCCCUCGGAAAAUACUGGAAAUGGAUCAGAUAGGCCAGCACGCUUCCAACGUUUUGAGGAGAUACCUCGUAGUGGGGGCGAAAGUGUUGUGCAGGAAAGGCCUGUAAUGUCUUUAACACCUGGCAGGGGGGAAGAUGAUGUGGAAAAUUCAAGGAAAGCAUCUGAAAAACUGGCUAACUGGGUGAGCUCAACGCAGAACAAGUACAGAGGCUCCUCAAUGAAUGGAUUGCUAGGUGAUCAAAGCUCGGAACAGGUUGAGGUGGGCACCAGCUUCUCGAGUAGCGUUCCUUCGGCCUCCGACUUACCCUGGGAAGUGUCGGACAUUCCGGAUUUUACUGGAAACGGAGAGAAUAGUGGUGGUACUAACAAUGACACGAUAUUGGUACCGGAGAGCUUUGAGGAGCAGAUGAUGUUGGCUAUGGCACUCUCCCUCGCAGAUGCUCAAGCCAGGGCCCGUCACGGAGGCAACCAUUCGGGUCCUCUCACUCAAGCUACCCACUUAGCUGAUAUGCAAGCAAGGAUUCGUCAAGGUAACAGCCAUUCUGGUCCUCUUCCUCGGCCUACCUUUAUUGGACAGUAGUAUUUAGGCUUCCUGUGGAUUCCUUAUGUGGAAUCUGAACCUAUAAAAGUCAGUAUGUUAGAGAUGAGCGCUGCAUUUAAGUUUCGACCAGACAUUUGAAUGCCUAGUUUAGUGGAUGCUAUGUUCAGAGUUCCAGGUUAUCCUAACUUGCAUCUGUUCAUCUUGCCUCCUGUAUUAUAGAUUCGGGACAGGGAAUGAUGGCUCAAUGAGAUCAUUGCUAGGAAUGGGUGAUUCACGACCCAGUGCUUGAUUUAUUGUACCAUCUCCCUUGCACUCAAAGAUUGCUUGGGCGAGAAGUAUUACCCUCCUUUAAGUAUCCAUUGGUAGUUACUAGAUCUGUAUAAUAUUUAUCACUCUGGUUCUUUAUCUCAUUCAUUGAUGUUUGUGAGCUUUGGUGAAUUCGAAGGACUUACAUACCA